Messenger RNA from Copidosoma floridanum, 543 nucleotides. It is a transcript of the gene hig, whose product is annotated as locomotion-related protein hikaru genki. The record is from RefSeq and is a predicted model, not a curated record. NCBI's taxonomy places the organism in Eukaryota, Metazoa, Arthropoda, Insecta, Hymenoptera, Encyrtidae.
AUGUUUGUUUCAGAGGAUGUGCCGCCUACGAUACUCUUCGGGCUCCCAGCGGGUUCGGCGACGUUCGAACCCUCGGGCUCCUUGGCCGUCUUUCCUGGGAGUAUCCUGCAUCUCGAGUGUCUCUUUGCCAGGCGCCUCGGCAACCCCGAGUGGACCUGGACCUCGAAUUUUCGACAAUACUUGACUGGCUGGGCGAUUUCCCAGAUUGAAAGGGACUGGAAGUAUCGGCUGUCGAUAUACUACGCGAAAACCCAAGACUCGGGCAUCUAUACCUGCACGACACCUCGAGGCCUCACGAAUUCCAUCAAGGUACACGUCGUCGACGUGCACUGCCCACAGCUGAAGAAACCAGAGCCACCUCUGAUUGCGAAGAUAGAAGGUCCGCGACUCGGUGAGGCUGCGACGUUCGAGUGCCCGCACGGCUAUCGGCUCGAGGGAGCAUCGGCUAUCACUUGCCAGUAUAAUGGCAGUAAUGUCUUUAAGGGUCAAGAGAAGAUAGUAGACUAUCCGUUAGAUGAGCCAGAAGACGGGGAAAAAGACUAA